UACACAAAUAUAUAUACACAUUUCACCCAUAGGUUAGAGUGUACAAGGUGGAAAAUUGGUCAAUGUGCCCUUGAGCAAGGCAUUUAACCCUAAUUUGCUCCAGGGGCGCCGUACUAUUAUAGCUGACCUUGUAAAACAACAAUUUUCACUGCACCUAUCCGGUGUGUAUGACAAUAAAACAUUUUUUUUAAAUUCAUUCUGUUUAACCUUUACAUAAGAGAGAAAACAUGUAGCUCGCCAAAGUAAUACAGACAGAGAUGUUUAAUUAUAUGACGAAGGGAAAUCUCCAUGUAUGUUUUGCAGCUGACAUGAAAAGAAUGAUGACCCCCCCGGGCGAUGACAGUGACGUCAGCGAUCAGCGCCACCCCAUGAAGACACGCUGCGCUGGUGGCCAGGGAGGAGACAGCCCCGGCAUGGACCCGAAAAAAUGGAUCACCUUCAAAGACCUCCAUGACCAGGUCACGCAGCUGCUCUCCACUAAGCUCCACCCCUGUAACAUCAAGCAGUGCAAGUCCAAACUGGACAUCCUCAAUAAGUGCUCCUAUUACCUGGAGGUCAUGCGCCAGGACACACUCCACCAACCAGACCCGCAGCAGCAGCAGAACUACCUGUCCAACUCCACCAUCCUCCACCUCAUCGAUCCCUGGAAGUUCCAGCGGAUGAAGAAGCUGGGCCACAGCCAGGUGCAGAUCCAGCUGAGCCUGCUGGAGGAGCUCUACGAGCAGUUCUGUAAGGGCAAAGUGGAAAUGGAGGCCAUAGCCAGCCAGAGCGACUAUGGCGAUCAAGAGGUCGCCCACAUAAAUGGGAGGAUAGCGCAUCUCAUGAAGGCGUUCACGGACUUUGACUCGACACUGAUGCCCGGGGAGCUGCACACAAAGCACCGGCUCAUCUCUGAGACGGGCAACGCCAAGGUGCCCCAGAUUCAUUUGAGGCUGUCCGUCAAAAUGCCCGUGAUGUUCGACACGUCACGCUCGGAGGCUCUGGCCGACUGCGCCCGGCUGCACUGGGAAAUGGCCGGGCAGGAGCAGCAGGAGCCUGGGGAACAGUUUGAGAUCCGCUACAAGCUCCUCCAGCCGACCAACACGGAGGAAGGGAACCAGCUAGGAACGGUGACCUGCAACUCCUACUGCAUACAGGUCAACAACCUGUUGCCGCAAAGGUGCUACGAGUUCACAGUGAAGCGGGCUGACGCCUGCUGCCUGGUCUACGGGUUCUGGAAUGACACCAUGGUGCUCAGAACCAUGCCACUAUCCCCAGGGGGCUUCACCGGGAGCCAGGAGAAGAGGAGGAGGCUGUUCCCCUGGUAAUGGGCUAGCGUGGCGUGAGUGC
Molecule: messenger RNA, 1329 nt
Organism: Salvelinus sp. IW2-2015
Lineage: Eukaryota; Metazoa; Chordata; Actinopteri; Salmoniformes; Salmonidae
Product: fibronectin type III domain-containing protein 11
Molecular function (GO): protein binding
Source: RefSeq, a predicted model, not a curated record